Ziziphus jujuba (common jujube) is the source of this 1197-nucleotide messenger RNA. Its product is annotated as protein FAR1-RELATED SEQUENCE 5-like. The transcript has a single exon. The coding region runs from base 1 to 1197 and encodes 398 amino acids. Lineage: Eukaryota; Viridiplantae; Streptophyta; Magnoliopsida; Rosales; Rhamnaceae. The record is from RefSeq and is a predicted model, not a curated record.
AUGAGUGUAGAACAGUUGGAAGCAAAUUCAGAUUGUAGACGAGUUGAAGACAUAUCCUUGCUGUCACAUUCAAAAUCCAUGGAUGAUGUUUACAUUCCCCAAGUGGCCGAAAACUAUAAACCAAAGGUUGGACAAGAGUUUGAAUCGAUAGAUGGGGUACAUGAGUUCUACAUUAAAUAUGCAAAAGAGGCGGGGUUUAGUAUUCGUAGUAGUUCAACUAAGAGAUGUAAAGGUACGAAUGAAGUUGUCAGGAUAGAAUUUGUGUGUUUUAAGGAAGGAGUAUCUUCUAUAAAGGACGGUGAGAGAAAAAGGUGUCGGGGGAUGACAAGAGAAAAUUGUAAAGCUAAACUUGCCGUGGUUAGGUCAAAAACAGGGAAAUUUGUCAUCACUGUAUUUGUUGAAGAACAUAGUCAUCCAUUAUCAAACCCUCAAAGAGUGCAUUUAGUGAGGUCACAUCGUAGUGUGUCUGAAGCCAAGAAGUCACUAACCUUGCAGUUUUCAGCAGCAAAUGUGCCAACUCAUCAACAAAUAAGCAUUCUUGAAUUUGAAGCUGAAGGUAUAGAGAAUAUUGGGUGUACAAAGAAGGAUAUAUAUAACCAUGAAGCUAAGGUGCAGAAUGAAUUAAGGGGACAAGAUGCAGAACUUUUAAAGGAAUAUUUCCUAACCGAGCAAGAAAAGGAUCCAUGCUUCUUUUUUAAAAUAGAUGUAGAUGAUGAUGGUAAAUUGAAGCAUUGUUUUUGGGCUGAUUCUGUAUCUAGAAGAGCUUGUGGAUGUUUUGGUGAUGUAGUUGUAUUUGAUACAACUUACAACACUAAUCAAUAUGGUAUGAUAUUUGCACCCUUGGUGGGGGUGAACAAUCAUGGUCAAACAAUGCUUUUUGCAUGUGCCUUUUUAAGUGAUGAAAAAAUGGAAUCAUUUGUUUGGUUGUUUGAGCUAUUAAAGGAUAGCAUGCCGACGAACAACCCAAAAAUGAUCAUUACCGAUCAAGAUCUUGCAAUGACAAAGGCUAUAGUUCAGAGCUUACCGAAUACAUUUCAUACGUACUGUAGUUGGCACAUACUUGAGAAGUUCUCUACGUAUUUAAAUGCAAUCACCUAUAGAGAUUUUUAUAAGGACUUCCAACAAUGCAUUUGGGAAUCAGAAUGCCCUGAAGAGUUUGAAAAAAAAUGGGUGACUACCAUCGAGAAGGCAAGCUAG